Molecule: messenger RNA, 702 nt
Organism: Rotaria sp. Silwood2
Lineage: Eukaryota; Metazoa; Rotifera; Eurotatoria; Philodinida; Philodinidae
Source: the annotation of a GenBank genome assembly
AUGGCAUCAAUGAUAACAAAAGACGAUGAAUUACGUUCAUUUGAUGUACCUGAAAUAGCACGUCAUCCUCGUGGUUAUACCAUCUAUAAAAUUGUUUUACAAAUUACACCAAAAGAAUUAACUGAAAAUAGUUAUCAAUUGGUCUAUUGGAAACGUUAUUCUGAUAUUCGAAAAUUCUACGAUACUCUUUAUCGUUAUCAUCAAGCUAUUUAUCGUCCAGAGAAAUUUCCAAAUUUUCCAAAUAAAUCAUCAUAUAUGGAACGUUUUAAUCCAAUUAUUAUUGAAGAGCGACGUUUAGCUACGAAAGAAUUUCUUAAUUUUGCUGUAAAAUAUUUAUAUUUACGUACACAUGAUGCUUACAUAAAUUUUUUUCAGAAUGGUGAAAAAGUUGUAUUACCUGAUGUUGAAACAGAUACAUUAAAACCGGAAUCAAUCAUAACACAACAACCACAAGUAUCAAUUCCAAUUUUACCAACACCUAUGCCAUCGAUUUCAAUAAAUAAAACUACCGAUGAACUUUUAUUAAAUGUUGAUGAAGAUGAACAUGUGAAUAGUCCAUCUACGAAAAUACUUGAUGAACUUAAUGAUCUUCACUUUGAACAUAAUGAUGAAAAUAAAGAUGAUUUGAAUAUAAUUCAAAUUGAACCAUCAGAUUUCAUACCAUUACCAUCAAAUACAAAUAAUAAUGAUUCUUCUUCAUAA